AUGCUCACAGAACUCUUCGAGAGUCAAGAUCUCCAGCUCUCCGACAGGAAUAGAGUGCUUGCCAUCCUGGCAAUUCGUUCAAUUGUGUUGCAUAAUAGAAAUCCUAACGAACUCGAACUUGGAAAGUCCUUUCUAGCAGAAUCUUGCUUGAAAUACCUACACAGUUCUUCCAGAGAAUUACGAGUUGCUGCAGGACGAACACUGGCUGCUUUUCUUCGCGAGGGACUACCCACCGAGAUUCGCAACAACAACCGACAGGUUGCUUUGAAGUUUUUGAGGGCACUUUCGACGAAAGACAUUAUAGGUCAACACGAGACGUUGAUAUUGGCUUGGGGCAGAGUCGCAGUGGUAUGCGGGGAGAAAGAGCUCAAUCUGGCGUUGCUCAGAUUGGUUGACUACCUGGGUCAUCCAAAUUCUCUGAUAUGCUCUCUUGCAUACAGCGAGCUAGAGGAUAUUGCCGAAACACUGUCUUUCUCACCACAGACGCUCCUCAAACCAUUUUAUCGCAGUGUCGCUGUUGCCGUCAUCCAAGAUCUCACUACUAAACCCCAGAAGGCCCAGCAGCUUUCUGAAUUUCUAGGCAUGAGCGUCAGCCACUUCUUGCUGUUGACACAACGAGAUACUGUACCUUUUCUCGUCCUAACGAAGAAGAAGGAUAUUUUACAGCGUAUCGCUUCAGCUCGCAGUGCAGAAACCAGCAUACAAGACAUUUGUCUCCAACCGCCUGCUAAUCUUGCUGCUGUAAUCUCUACUUUGCUCUACCAAUCAUCUGGAGAUGUUGAAGGCAAUGCCACGAGGUGUCUGGCUGAGGUCGCUCCUGGCUUUCAGAGUAACGACUUAGGAAGUCUGGUCAGAUCAAAUCCUGUUCUAAUCGCUUGUGAGAUGCUCAAGACUGCAGGAGACGAAGAUGCUUCGAACGCAUCAAAGGCACAUCAAGCCAUCCAGAUCUUCGCUAUGCUGGUAGAGGGGAAACCAACUCAUUCAAAGCCUAACGCGAAAACUAAUCGUAUGAUUAUCAGUUUCUUUGAAGCGCAUAUUUUGGGCAUAAUGACCGAGUUCUCAAACUCGAUUGAUAACACUCUAUCGCUCUCUCCAUCAGAGAAGCUUCGUUGUGUAAAGGCAAUCGAACAAAUGAUCAUCUUAGCUAAGAGCAAGGUUAGCGUAGCUCUUCCUCAGAUAAGAGCGUGUCUACAGAGUGCCAUCGACCAGCCUCAACUUCAAGAAGCAGCACUUUCCGCUUGGCUCACUCUGGUCCAGGUUCUUGAGGGUGACGAUGUUGCUGACAUGGUUGAUCAUACAUUUGCCCUUGUGGCUCAACACUGGGACGGCCUCUCGUCAGUAUUGCAAAUGAAGAUCCACGACACCAUCAGCGGAAUGGUCAAGACUCAUAGCAAUGUGAUCAGAGAGAAGCUUAUGACCAUACCUUCGUUAGCCUCGAUCCCGUUGAUGUCCAAGAUUGGCCUGGAGAUUCAGAGAUUGAAGAAGGACGAGCGCCCGGAGGUUCAUCUUCGUGCAUUUGCCAAACGACUGCAUGACGAAAACGUCGCAAUCGUCACUCAAGGACUACGCGAGCUGGUUCCCUGGCUCGGCGAAAACCAGGGAUUUGUUCACGAAGCAGCUGUUAGCGAACAACCUAAAGCUACGAUAGCAAAUUUGAUGCGCGCUCUUCUGGACGUGUGCACCAGAUAUGCCGACCAUGACUCUACUGUCGUUGAUCUAAGUGCACAAUGCAUUGGUAUCAUUGGGUGUCUCGACCCGAACAAUGUUGAUAUGAGUAGCAGCAAGAGACAAGUGCUUGUGCUCUCCAACUUUGAGAAAGCCACUGAAGUUAUUAACUGGGUUGCCAUCAUGCUCGAAGACGUUCUGGUUCCAGCAUUUAGAUCCUCCACAAAUGCACGAGACCAAAGUUUCCUGGCUUAUGUCAUGCAGGAGUUGGUUCGAUUCUGUGGUUUCAACGAAGCAGCAACUGCACGUUUGCGGCCAUCACAAGCUGGUCCUGCGCACAACCGCUGGUCAGAGAUGACAGAAAGCGUCCGGAAUACGCUUACUCCGUUCUUGAGCUCAAGAUACCUGCUAAACAGCAGCUCAUCAGUCCAACCUAAGAAACGGAGCUACCCGGUCUUUGCCAUUGAAAAACGUCACAGCACAUGGCUUCGCGAAUGGGCCUACGAUAUGUUGUGGAGAGGCAAAGGUGACAACGCAGAGAUGGUAUUUCCCAUCCUGGCUCGCAUCAUCACCCGGCAUGAUAUCUCGAUUGCCAGCUUUCUGCUCCCUUAUGUGGCACUCAACAUCGUUCUCGGCGGUACUGUGCAGGAGGCCAAGGACAUUGGGGUCGAAAUGCUGACAGUCUUGUCGACCGAAUCGAUUGUUGAGUCCGAAAAGGAAGCGCUUCGACAAUGCAGUGAGAACGUCUUUGCCGUGCUGGACUACAUGUCGAAAUGGUUACAAGAGAAGAAACGAACGAUGGCUGCGUAUCGAACGGCAGCUUUGCGAGCUGGCCAUCCUCCUUCGGAACUGGAGGAGGUCAAGGAUGUCGGUCAGAUUGAAAGUGUUGAGAGUAUCAUAAGAUCAAUACCUGCGGACAUCAUUGCUCAACGUGCUAUGGAGUGUGGCUCAUAUGCUCGCGCUUUGUUUCAUUGGGAGAGCUACAUCCGGAGCGAGUCCCAGAGACAAACGAACCAAGACGCCAAAGAACACGACGCGAUGUUCCAACGAUUGCACUCGAUAUAUUCUCAGAUUGAUGAGCCCGAUGGCCUUGAUGGGAUAUCAGCGCAUCUCAACAUCCUAAGUCCGGAGCAACAAGCUUUCCAACAUCAAAGAACGGGAAGGUGGUCAGCUGCACAGAGUUGGUACGAAUUCGAGCUAGUCAAAGAGCCUUCGAACAUCAGCCGCCAAAUCGAUCUCCUGAGCUGUCUCAAGGAAUCUGGUCAAUACGAUCAAGUCUUGCGAUACGCAUCAUUCUACAAUGGAAACUCGAGUCAGGGCGGCAAGAAUACACUCCUGUCGUAUAUCACAGAGGCGUGCUGGACGACAGAGAGAUUUGACACUCUCAAGGAUGCUCUUUCCGAUCUUUCGGAAGAAAGCCAGACCGACUUCAAUGUGGGCGUUGCCAGAGUGCUUCUCGCUAUGCAAGAGAAGAAACAAGAUGCAGUGUCGGCCAUGGUCAACAACCUCCGCAACACCGUGGUCAAGGGCAUCACUUCUGUCUCUGCAAGCUCACUCCAGGCUUGCCAUGACGUUCUCCUGAAACUCCAUAUCGUUUAUGAGAUAGGUGCACUCAGUGGAGCAGUCCAUGUUCCCGUCGCUCAGGACCCAGCCGCGUCAUCCAUUCUUGCCGUCAUGGAUAAGAGAUUGGCCGUGGUCGGAUCAUACAUCUCUGACAAGCAGUACCUGCUUGGUAUUCGCCGUGCGGUCAUGCGGCUGUCGAGUGUUGACUUCUCGAAAGUUAGUAUUGGCAGCUCCUGGCUUACGACAGCUCGCCUUGCUAGAAAGACCAACGUUUCAACUGUCGCGCAUUACGCUGUACUCAAUGCGUUCAACUGCGGAGACGAUGCUGCCAAAAUAGAGCAUGCUAGACUGCUUUGGAAAGAUGAUCAGCACAGACAAGCUAUUCGAAGUCUUGAAGGUGCCAUUGCGUCCAACACAUUCGCCACUCAUGACCAGAAGGCGAUUGACACCAGUAAUUCCGAUGAAGCACAGCAGAAGCAGAACAUGCUCUCUGCGAGGGCGCAUCUGCUGCUAGCUAAAUGGCUGGAUGCUUCUGGACAGACGCAGGCGACCAAAGUUGUAGUCAAGUAUCAAUAUGCCGCUAGGCAUUACUCGAGAUGGGAGAAGGGUCACUACUAUCUAGGAAAACACUACAACAUGCUUCUGGAUGCUUCUAAAACUCUUCCUGCUCACAAGCAGUCUGACCCGUUCGUCUCUGGAGAACUGACUAAGCUGGUCAUCGAAAACUACUUGCGAUCCGUACCAUUCGGCUCGAAAUACUGGUACCAAACAAUCCCAAAGAUCAUCACGCUCUGGCUGGAUCUAGGUAUGGAUUGUAUACAGAAGACCCGAAAUGACGCACAAAGCGAAGUGAUGGUCAAACGUUCUUCCUGGCUCGAUGCAAUCCACAAGCAGAUGAAAAAGUACUUCGACAGAAUACCUCCGUACAUUUUCUACAACGCUCUACCUCAGAUGAUCUCACGUAUCACUCACCCAAACACCAAGGUUUACGAAGUUUUGUCAACAAUCAUCCAAAAGAUUGUUACGGCCCAUCCCAGCCAAGCACUUUGGUUCGUGCUAGCGGUUUGCAAGGCCUCCGCACCAGACAGAGCAAGUCGUGGCGUGGCCAUCAUCAACAAGCUGAAAGACCCGAAGAACAGACCCAAGAAUGAAUCAGCCGGUCUUGACUUGCGCGUGAUGAUAACGCAUGGUCAAAAACUCUCGGAUGGUCUGCUACAAGCUUGUGAAAUUCACAUCGAAACACGUUCGGCGAACGUCAGUCUAUCCAAGGAUUUAAACUUCAAUCACAAGUUGGCGCCUAACCCUCUUGUCAUACCCUUGGAGUCUACCCUGACAGCCAAUGCUCCAGUCGUACAGGAUGCAUUCCAUAUUCGGAAGUUUGUGGCGUUCGCCCAGGAGCGUAUCACCAUACAAAGCUUCAGUGACGAAGUUUUGGUGCUCAACUCUCUUCAGCGACCACGAAAGUUGACAGUGAGAGGCUCGGAUGGCAAACAGUAUGGACUCCUGUGCAAGCCAAAGGAUGAUCUGAGAAAAGAUCAACGUCUGAUGGAGUUCAACACGAUGAUCAACAGAGCGCUGAAACGAGACACGGAGUCAAGCAAACGACGACUCUACAUCAAAACGUAUGGAGUGACGCCAUUGAGUGAGGAGUCCGGCACCAUCGAGUGGGUGGAGGGCAUCAAGCCUCUGCGCGAUAUUCUUCUCAAGCUGUACCAGCGAAAGGGUGUCCAGCCUAACUACAACGAAUUGCGAGUUUUUCUCGGCGAGGCGAGCGCUAAUCCGGCCAAUGUGGACAUCUUCACAGAAAAGGUGCUGAAGGUGUUCCCGUCGAUCCUUCAUGAGUGGUUCGCCGAGAUGUUCCCUGAGCCUGACUCUUGGUUCGCUGCUCGACUGAGAUACGCCCGCUCGGCAGCAGUCAUGUCAAUGGUAGGACAUGUACUCGGCCUUGGCGAUCGACACGGAGAGAACAUCUUGCUACAAGAAGAUACCGGUGGCGUGUUCCAUGUCGACUUCAACUGUCUGUUCGACAAGGGACUCACGUUCGAGAAACCAGAACUCGUUCCUUUCCGCUUGACACACAACAUGAUUGCGGCAAUGGGAGCUUAUGGCUACGAAGGACCUUUCCGCAAAUCAGCGGAAUUGACAUUGGGCUUGCUUCGUCAGCACCAGGAUACGUUGAUGAACAUCCUGGAGACAUUCUUGCACGAUCCCACUACCGAUUUUAUCGGCAAGAAGAAGAGGACUACGGUGGGAGUGCCAGAGACGCCGCAAGAAGUUUUGGAUUCAGUCAGCGGAAAGCUCAAGGGAUUCCUCAGGGGAGAGACUGUGCCGUUGAGUGUGGAGGGACAUGUCAAUGCAUUGAUUGGACAGGCUACGGAUCCGUGGAAUUUGUGUCAGAUGUACAUUGGAUGGUGUGCGUUCUUGUAG
Aureobasidium namibiae CBS 147.97 is the source of this 5655-nucleotide messenger RNA. RefSeq lists its product as uncharacterized. Bases 1 to 5655 code for a protein of 1884 amino acids. Gene Ontology annotation, biological process: DNA damage checkpoint signaling; telomere maintenance; protein phosphorylation. Gene Ontology annotation, molecular function: protein serine/threonine kinase activity; protein binding. The record is from RefSeq and is a predicted model, not a curated record. Lineage: Eukaryota; Fungi; Ascomycota; Dothideomycetes; Dothideales; Saccotheciaceae. Gene Ontology annotation, cellular component: nucleus. The transcript has 6 exons.